CAGCUGCCUGCGUAUGUCUUGCUUGCUACAGAAAAAGAACAUGCUGCUCCUCCUACUCUUUUUUCCUGAUAUUAUCUAGUAUUGUUCCUUCCCUCCCUCUCUUUGUUUCUCUUUCUGACCUCCUCACAGCUCCACGCCGCUCCACACUCCAUGCUUGCUUCAUCUCUUGAGAAGAAGACCACAGCUGAGUUUCCUAGCACGGCCCCAGGAGAUUUUCUUUCCUGAGCAAAGAGGACAGAAGACAAAGAGGGGGGGAAGCUGAAAGCAAGCCAGGCGGUUGCUGGCAGCACUGGUCUUGCUGCUAAAGCUACUGCAUUCAGAGACAUAAGGCAGGGGAAGCACCUUGAUGGAGAGAAGGAGAAAAGAAACUUGAAACUGGCUUCCCUUGUAGCAUGUUUUUGUCCUGAGCAUCCCCUCCCCACUCUGCUGUUGGUUAAAUGAGAGCAUGUGAAGACCAUGAGGUUUCCUGCUUGAGAAGGAGGGCAGGACUGGACUGGGUGAGAGAGGAAGAAGGCAAGUUGUGGUUUUGUGGUGUGGUUUACGCCAAGAUCAGAGCUAGUUUGCCUGGGGGUGGGAGCAGAAGGAGAAAGGGCAUCAGAUGCCAGCUGCCAAUAUGACAGAAACCCUGCAGCUCCCAGCACUGCAAGUCCCUGAGCAGCAGGUGGUGGAGGGUGGCUGUGCCUGGUCCAGUUCGUCCACCCCAACCCUGCGCAGGAAACGCUUCAAGAUGAGGCGGAUGAAGAAUGUGCAGGAGCAGAGCCUGGAGGCCAGCGGGUAUCAGGAUUCUCCUUCCUCCAGCAAGGAAUACCUGCAGCUCCCAUCCAUUGAAAUCACCCCCUCCAGUGAUGAGGACACUCCCUGGUCCAACUGCUCCACACCCAGUGCCUCCCCACGGCGCAAGCGCUUCCUUCUUCGGAAGUGGCUGCGUGUGAGAGAGAAGAAGGAAUACAGUGAGAGCAGCAGUCCGCAGAGCAGUCAGCAAAGCAGCCACGAUGAUGACUCGUCCAGAUUCCUGAGCCCUCAUAUGCGUGAGGACAGUACUGCCAGUAACUCAAACCGCAGCACACCUGCCUGCUCCCCGAUCCUGCGCAAACGCUCCCGCUCCCCGACACCGCAGGACUCCCAAGGAGACACCAUGGUGGAAAAAGGCUCCGACCACUCAUCAGACAAAUCCCCUUCCACACCGGAGCAGGGUGUACAGCGUAGCUGUUCCUCUCAGUCAGGCCGCAGUGGGGCCAAGAAUUCCAAGAAAAGCCAGAGUUGGUAUAAUGUGUUGAGUCCAACAUACAAACAACGGAAUGAAGAUUUCAGGAAACUCUUCAAACAACUUCCUGACACGGAGCGCCUCAUUGUAGAUUACUCAUGCGCGCUACAGAGAGACAUUCUCCUGCAGGGCCGCCUCUACCUCUCUGAAAACUGGAUCUGCUUUUACAGCAACAUCUUCCGUUGGGAGACACUGCUGACAGUUCGCUUGAAGGAUAUCUGCUCGAUGACCAAGGAAAAAACAGCACGACUCAUUCCUAAUGCCAUCCAAGUUUGCACUGACACUGAAAAGCACUUUUUUACUUCCUUUGGGGCUCGGGACAGGACGUACAUGAUGAUGUUCAGACUCUGGCAGAAUGCUCUCCUUGACAAGCCUCUCUGUCCGAAGGAGCUCUGGCACUUUGUUCACCAGUGUUACGGGAACGAGCUGGGUCUGACUAGUGAUGAUGAAGACUAUGUGCCUCCUGAUGAUGACUUCAACACAAUGGGCUACUGUGAAGAAAUCCCUGUGGAGGAGAAUGAGGUCAAUGACAGCUCCUCAAAAAGCAGCAUGGAGGCCAAGCCAGAAGCUAGCCCUCAGCUGCCAAAGAAAUCUGUCACUGCCAGCACUUUGACAUCUACGGGAAGCAGUGAAGCACCAGCCUCGUUUGAUGGAGUGUUACCAGAAGAGGAGGAGGCAGUGGCAGAGAGUCCUGUGGAAAAAGACCUUGGCAUUGCAAGUAUCAUGGGAGAGAAGUUAGAGAUUAUUGGCCCUGUGAAUUCCCCUUCCCUAGACUUCAAUGACAAUGAAGACAUUCCCACUGAGCUUAGUGACUCGUCAGAGACGCAUGAUGAAGGAGAAGUCCAAGCCUUUUAUGAGGAUCUGAAUGGCCGUCAGUAUGUGAAUGAAGUGUUCAACUUCAGUGUGGACAAACUGUAUGACUUGCUUUUCACGGACUCCCAGUUCCAGAGGGACUUCAUGGAACAGCGCCGGUUCUCAGAUAUUAUCUUUCAUCCCUGGAAGAAGGAAGAAAACGGCAAUCAGACCAGAGUGAUCUUGUACACCAUUACCCUCACCAACCCUCUGGCCCCCAAAACUGCCACUGUCACUGAGACGCAGACAAUGUACAAAGCCAGCCAAGAAAGCGAGUGCUAUGUCAUAGAUGCAGAGGUGCUAACUCACGAUGUCCCGUACCAUGAUUAUUUCUACACCAUUACCCGCUACACAUUGACUCGUGUCGCCAGAAACAAAAGUCGACUCAGGGUUUCCACAGAGUUACGUUACAGGAAACAGCUUGGGUGGCUGGUGAAAUCCUUCAUUGAGAAGAAUUUUUGGAGUGGCCUAGAAGAUUAUUUCCGUCAUUUGGAGAGCGAACUAACCAAAACGGAGAGCACGUACCUGGCUGAGGUCCACAGACAAUCCCCUAAAGAGAAAGUGAGCAAGCAAUCGACUGUGCGCCGUAGGAAACGGGCCCAUGCCAUCUGCGUGUUCCACCACUUGGAGGAUGCUGAGUCCGUCACCACCCCAACAGAUGAGGAGGUUUGCACAUCGAUCAAGCAUGUGGCAGGUUCCACUCAGACACGGCACAUCCCCGAGGAGAGCCCCAGCGGCUUCCACCUGCAGAGUGUCUCCAAGCUGCUUCUUGUCAUCAGUUUUGUUCUGGUGCUGCUGGUCAUUCUCAAUAUGAUGCUGUUCUACAAACUCUGGAUGUUGGAAUAUACCACGCAGACGCUCACAGCAUGGCAGGGUUUGCGGCUACAGGAAAGGUUACCCCAGUCUCAAACAGAAUGGGCCCAGUUACUGGAAUCUCAGCAGAAGUAUCAUGACUCAGAGCUACAGAAAUGGCGUGAGAUCAUCAAAUCCUCAGUGAUGCUUCUAGACCAGAUGAAGGAUUCACUAAUAAAUCUUCAGAAUGGCAUCGGGUCCCGAGACUUCGGGUCAGAUCCAGAGGAGAAACGGAAGCAUUUCCACUAACAGGCAGGAAUGCAGGAGGCCAGAGGACGGUGUGCAAUAUGUGUAAAU
Molecule: messenger RNA, 3265 nt
Organism: Cuculus canorus (common cuckoo)
Lineage: Eukaryota; Metazoa; Chordata; Aves; Cuculiformes; Cuculidae
Gene: GRAMD1B
Product: GRAM domain containing 1B
Biological process (GO): intracellular sterol transport
Cellular component (GO): endoplasmic reticulum membrane; plasma membrane; endoplasmic reticulum-plasma membrane contact site
Molecular function (GO): sterol binding; sterol transfer activity
Source: RefSeq, a predicted model, not a curated record